AAAUCCCAUCACUAUCGCGCUAAUAUUUGGAAUCUCCACAUCCAUCUUUCUCUCUCUUCUCUGCAAUGUUGUUUGCGGACUCACAAGAUCCCGAUCUGGAUUUUGAGGACUUGAUCGAGGAAGAAACAGCUCAACGGCUUCACCCCACCACCAAUCCUUCGCUUACUUUACAGACCUCGCAUCAAUGCUCCAAAGGCCACAGAUCUACACUCUCACUUCCCACCCAACACGGCGGCUCUAUCUGCCUCCUCUGCCUUUCCAAUCUCAUCACCACUGCACGCGCCCCUACCUUUCAUGUUUCCUAUGCCCUCUCCCAGCUUUCUCUCUCCCUCUCCCAUCCUCCCUUCCUUCACUCUCUUCUCUCUUUCCAUCCUCACUUUCUCAUCUCUCCUCUCGUCUCCGCUCUUUCUUUGUUUGAUGAUGACUCUAUCGCUCGCCAACUCAUUGAUCUUAUCACUGAUCUCUGCGGGUCCUGUGACGCCACUCUAUGUGAUGAGUUUCUCAUGAGAGUAGCCGAUCACAUAUCCUCCCGCACAUUGGUGUGGAGUCGGCGGCAGGUGUACAUGCUCCACUGUUUUGGUGUUCUCUUGAACUGUUCUACGAAUAAUCCAUAUGCUCACAUUAAAGACAAAGAUGCCCUUUUAUCCAAUCUUGUCAUAGGUCUUCAGUUGCCAAGUGAAGAAAUGCGGGGAGAGAUCAUGUUUGUUCUAUACAAACUAACCCUCUGCCAAUGUGCAUAUGAGGAAAGUGACGGAGCAGUCUCUCUUCUCGCCUUCUGUCCUAAACUGUUGCAUCUGUCACUGGAGGCCCUUUUGAAGACCCAGGAUGAUACCGUCCGAUUGAACUGUGUAGCAUUUUUGACGAUCCUUGCUCAGAAGGGGUUUUUCGGGAAUGCAUAUGCAAAUGACAUAAAUAGCAUGAGUUCUGAUGAAGCUGAUAAAUUCAUGCAAACAACAGAGCAUGGAGUAGAUGAUCACCCUCUGAAUCUCUUAUUUGCCGAGGCAAUUAAAGGCCCACUCCUUUCAUCAGACAGGCAAAUCCAAAUCAACACACUAGAUCUAAUAUUUCACUAUUUGUCAAGGGAAGGAGCUCCAGGCAAACAGAUCCAACUUUUGGUUGAUGAGAACAUUGUGGACUACGUAUUUGAAAUACUAAGACUGUCAGAAUGUAAGGAUCCAGUUGUCAACUCUGGCAUUCUGGUUCUUGAUCUUUUAUCAACCGCGGAGAAAGGCUUCACAGAAAGAUUGCUAGUUGGAUUCCAAAUUCUUAUUUCAAUUGUGCGUUAUGUAUCUGAAGUUCCUUUUCAUCCUGUUCAAAUUCAGACAAUGAAACUCAUAUGGAAUGGCAUUUCUGAUUUCCCUGGAAUCAUAUCAAUUUCCCAUAUUGAGGAACUAGUUCAUGUUUUGGCAAGAUUGCUGCAGAGGCAUACUGAUGGGGAGAUGGGCUUGUCUUCAGAUGCAUUUGCGACGGUCUGCUCAAUUUUUGUAGCUCUUUUAAAAUCCCCAUCUUUCUGUGGAAAUUUGGAUCUGAUAACAUCCGUUGAAGAAGCAACAACUUAUGCCAUUUUAGCUUGCCUAAAUAUCUCUGAAAAUGAUCCCAGUCAACUUUUGCACUCUUUGUAUUUGCUUAAGGAGGCAUAUGGAUAUGGUCAUGAAGAAAUGUCCACUAACAACUCCACUAUCACAGGUUUACUAAAUUGUAUUGUGGAUUUAUGCACAUCACAUAUCUUGCCUUGGUUUGUAACGGUUAUUGAUGAAGUGGAUGAGGAAAUCGUCCUAGGUAUAUUGGAAACUUUCCAUUUUAUAUUGCUUCAGGAUUCUGACAACCAAGCCACAAAAUUUGCAAAUAGAUUGGUUAAAUCGUCUUGGUUCAGUUUGGCAUUUGGAUAUCUAGGGGUAUUCCCUACGGAAAAAAUGAAACUAAGAGUAUAUGUAAUGCUCAGUUCAAUUGUGGAUGUUCUUCUGGGAAAUGAUACUGGGCAACCCAUUAGAGAUGCUGCUCCCAAUCUUCCAACUGACCCUAUUGAUUUGUUGUUUCUGCUCGGGCAGAAGUCCUCCCAUAAUUCAUCAUUAUCAACUUGUCAAUCUGCAGUUUUGUUGAUUUUACAUACAAGUUCUUUAUAUGAUGAAAGGCUUGCAGAUGAGAAGUCCAUAUUGGCUUCGCUUGAACAAUAUAUUCUUGUCAACAGAGAUGAUGCCACUAAUACAUUAACAAUGAUACAACUGGCAAACCUUUAUGGUCUGUGUCGGAGUGUCACCAAAAUGAACUGCCAGAUUCCCUACAGUCCAGAAGCUGAGAGGAUCCUGUUCCAUCUAUUGACUGAAAAUGAAUGGGAUUUGCCUUCUUCAAGAAUUCACUUGGUAUCACUGAAAUGGCUGUUUCAACAAGAGAAACUCUUUUAUGCACUGUCUUACCAAAUAUUAAAAUUUUGCAGAAGCAAUAGCUCAAAUGGGACCCAGAUUGCUAUUCAUGGGAAAAGUAGUCACGUUAUAAGUGCGCAAGUCAUUGCAGAGUUGGCAAAAUCUGAAGACAACUACGUGGCAAGACUUUUGGUAUGCUUACUGAUGCAGGUGGCGGAGGAAGAAAACCAGGAGGGUGACUUGACGUUAACAGUAAAUCUCUCAGCAAAAAUCAUUAGCAUCUCCCCAGCUGCAUCAAACCAAUUAUGUUUGAACGGCAUAAGCAAUGCAAUCCGAAAUAUCUAUUACAACCCUAAUAAUUUUUCUUCCCCCAAAAUAUUUAUGGCCACAUCUCUUUUAGUGUUUAAUGUUCUACAUUCAGUCCACGCUGAAGCACUGAGUGAGGAUGAAGCUUGGCUGGCAGUGACCAUGAAGUUGCUGGACUCCAUCUGCACAAUGGCUGGAAAAUGCUGGUCUGUUGAAGCUUUACUAGCAUUUGCCAUUUUUUCCUUGAUUUUGCAUCAAUCCACCAGCAAAGUGUUGCUGGGAGCUGCAAACGCCAUACUUUUCAACGGUUCUCUGGCAUCCAUGAUAAAGAACGUGAUUCAUGAGGCCUGUUUGAAGGGACCUGCUUUGUUUGAUUGCAAUGAGGGAACAAGCAUUGGCGAAAGUCUGAUAUUCGUGCUUUUACUGAAUUAUUUCUCUCUGAGAAGUUUGCAUGUCGUUCUCCCUGGGGCUGUGGAUUGGCAAAAUUUACUUGAUCUACCAAACGUGAUGCAGCCAGUUUCAGUGAUUAGCAUCUACUGCCAUGACUUGUGUAGGCUGAUGCAUUUUGGGUCACCCACGGUCAAGCUUGUUGCAUCAUAUUGCUUGUUGGAGUUCAUUACAAGAUUAUCUGAACAAAGAAAUACAAAAAAGGAGGAGCUAAAAUGCUCCAUGGGUUACCUAAUGUCCAUGAUGACUAUAUUAGAAGGCCUGAUAUUUUACAGCGACACAAGGGUGUCUAUAAACUGCAGCCAUUGUCUAUCAAUGAUUUUAGGAUGGGAAAAGCCGGAUACAAAGGAGACAAUCGUCAAUGCUGACAACACCUGGUGCAGGCUGAUUGUAGAAGAGAUGGCAAUGUCUUUGGCGGUUCCAAGCUUAGCAUCAAAAUCUUUCACUAAUUAUCACAAGCCUGCUGUUCAUGUAGCAGUUGCGUUGCUAAAGCUACAAAAAUCUCCUCAAUGGCUAAGCACCGUGUUUGACGAUCCCUGCAUAUCUGGUAUAAUUAAAAACCUCAUGGCCAGUAAUAUUAGCGCUGAGAUGGUGCUUUUAUUUCAACAGUUGGUGAGAUCGGAGUUAUUAAAGGCAGAGCAAAUUGCUUCUGUAAAUAGGGUACUUCAGGAAUGCAGGAAGCAUAUCUACACCAGAGAUGUUCAAAAUGACCACCCAGAUGAGCAAGCAGAGAUGAGGGUUACAGUUGCAGAUGAUUUAGGGGAAGUUUGUGCAUAUCUCAUUCAUUUGAUGUUAUCCGAGGCACCUCUAGAUGCAGAUUCUAUGGGUUUACAAACUGAAAAAAGACGAUUGCUAGAAGAAAUAGAAAUGUUUUUCAGGACUUUGACAGUAGAGGAUGACAACCAAGGAAAUUCAAGCAUUAAUAGCGCUUGAAUAAAAACUUCUGGCUCUCUAACCUCAGCUAACAAUAUCUACAAGUGUCCCCUCGGAAAAGAAAAAGAAAAAAAGGGGGGGAAAACUAAGUGAAGUACACAGUGGCAGUAUGAUAUUGGUACAAUGUAAAAAUUACUGUUUGAUCAAAUAAGCUAUGUUUACUUC
Molecule: messenger RNA, 4211 nt
Organism: Manihot esculenta (cassava)
Lineage: Eukaryota; Viridiplantae; Streptophyta; Magnoliopsida; Malpighiales; Euphorbiaceae
Product: protein PUTATIVE RECOMBINATION INITIATION DEFECT 1
Exons: 9
Coding region: 66-4046 (1326 amino acids)
Biological process (GO): meiotic DNA double-strand break formation
Source: RefSeq, a predicted model, not a curated record